Messenger RNA from Xenopus tropicalis (tropical clawed frog), 4210 nucleotides. It is a transcript of the gene limk1, whose product is annotated as LIM domain kinase 1. Bases 70 to 1794 code for a protein of 574 amino acids. Lineage: Eukaryota; Metazoa; Chordata; Amphibia; Anura; Pipidae. The record is from RefSeq and is a predicted model, not a curated record. The transcript is spliced from 15 exons. Gene Ontology annotation, cellular component: cytoskeleton; nucleus. Gene Ontology annotation, molecular function: protein serine/threonine kinase activity; protein kinase activity; nucleotide binding.
AGAAGGGUGGGCUGGGGAAGCAGAACAGAUAGUCUGAGAGGUCAGACAGCUGUGGGAACUCAAUAGGCAAUGGAGGAGAAGCAGCAGGCUGGGAAGAGACAAUGUAGUGACUGCGGUGUGUCCUUGUCCCACCGAUAUUACGAGAAGGAUGGGAGGUUGUUCUGCAAGAAGCACUACUGGGCACGCUUUGGGGGCAUGUGCCAAGGCUGUUCUGAAAAUAUCACCAAAGGCCUAGUCAUGGUAGCAGGGGAGCACAAGUACCACCCAGAAUGCUUCAUGUGCUCCCGAUGUAAAGCUUACAUUGGGGAUGGAGAGACAUAUGCCCUGGUGGAAAGAUCCAAGCUUUAUUGUGGGCCUUGUUACUAUCAGUUCUCUGUAACUCCAGUGAUUGACUCCCCGGGUUCUCGAUCACCUCAUACAGUCACGCUUGUGUCUCUCCCAGCCUCAGAUGGGAAACGUGGCUUGUCUGUUUCUAUCACGCCAUCAUGCGCAGAGCACUCUCACACUGUGCGAGUCAGUCAGCUUGAUACAGAUUGUUUGAGUCCUGACAUCCAAAGCACAAUCCAUAUUGGAGAUCGAAUCCUUGAGAUUAAUGGUACCCCAAUUCGUAGUGUUCCCUUGGAUGAGAUUGAUGUUCUGAUACAGGAAACAAGCCGCCUUCUGCAGCUGACUAUCGAGCAUGACCCUCACGAGACCCCCACAUUGCCGAGCCCUUGCACCGAGAUUACAGUGAGGCGGCAAAGGCCAAUAAUGCGCAGCUGUAGUAUAGACAGGUCACCUGGAUCCAGCUGCGUGGGAUCACCUUCCUGUUCUCGCAGAGACAUGAGCCGCUCUGAGUCUGUCCGUACUGUCACUGGUGUCCACCGUAUCUUCCGACCCUCAGAUCUUAUGCCAGGAGAGGUGCUGGGAAGGGGAUGCUUUGGUCAAGCUAUAAAGGUUACUCACCGGGUGACUGGGGAAGUGAUGGUAAUGAAGGAGUUAAUUAGGUUUGAUGAAGAAACACAAAGAACCUUCUUAAAAGAGGUGAAGGUGAUGAGGUGCUUGGAGCACCCCAAUGUGCUGAAGUUUAUUGGAGUGCUAUACAAAGACAAAAGGCUAAAUUUUAUCACUGAGUACAUCCCAGGUGGAACCUUGCGCAGAGUUAUAAAGAGCAUGGAUGCACACUACCCAUGGAACCAGAGGGUUAGCUUUGCCAGAGACAUUGCAGCUGGAAUGACAUAUCUUCAUUCUAUGAAUAUUAUCCACCGGGACUUGAACUCUCAUAAUUGUCUUGUGCGUGAGGAUGGAAGUCUGGUGGUGGCAGAUUUUGGCCUGGCACGUUUGGUUACAGAUGAGACUCGUGAUCUACGGAAAGACAGAAGGAAGCGUUACACAGUGGUGGGGAAUCCCUAUUGGAUGGCACCGGAGAUGAUAAAUGGGAGAAGCUACGACGAAUCUGUGGAUGUCUUUUCCUGUGGCAUUGUAAUUUGUGAGAUAAUUGGACGCGUAAAUGCUGACCCUGAUUAUCUCCCUCGCACCAUGGAUUUUGGCCUCAAUGUCCGUGCAUUCUUGGAUAGAUUUUGCCCCCCAAAUUGCCCACCAGGAUUUUUCCCCAGUGCUGUGUUGUGCUGUGACCUGGAUCCUGAAAAGAGGCCAAGGUUCUCACAGUUGCAGCUUUGGCUGGAUUCCCUACUUAGGCACUUAAAUCUUCAGCUGCCCCUCAGUUCACAUCUUGAACAACUGGAACGGAAUUUCUGGGAGAACUACAGGAGGGGUGAUAGCACACUUCACGUGCACCCCGAAAUCCCCGAAUAACCCCACCCAUGGAGGACGGUUUCAUAUAAACACCCCCCAGACUGUGUAUAUGGGGAUCUCAUUGCUUAUCUUGCACGGAGUGGGGAUGUGGCCCCAUGUUCUAACAAAGAGGAUCUGUUGUGUGCAGAGCUGGAAACUGUUUGACUUCUCAGAAGCAUGGAGGGCUUUCCAAAGAUUCUAGAACCCGUCUAGUUCCUCAGGGUGCCUACUGAGUUGUGCUGGUUGAUGUUUUUUUCUGGUGAGCUAGCUUAGAUUAACCAGGAUUGAUUUUUAGGGCACUUAAAGUUUUCAAAGUACCAGAAACAAAUUCUGUAGUUCGUACAGGCGUCAUUACAUCACUUCCCUCCCUGCAUGGCGCCACCUUCUCUUGACAUUUUGUGCAAAGAAGCCUCCUGCACCUUGUGUAAAUAGCUGUAUGUAUAUUUUGGUUGUGGAUAGCGUUUUGUACAUAGCUUCCUUACUGUAGGUACCGUAUAUAUCCUCUCACCUUUCCCAACCUUAUUCGUGUUGCUGUCUGUUCUCUGCAAACCAUUGCUUUAUGUAGGCUCAGGGUUACAUUGGAGUGAAUGGGACCACAAUGCACUGGGGCUGAGAGUAAAGAAAACUGUGAAGAAACCUGUCUUACUAUAUGCACAUUAUACGUGUGGGGUACUUCUUUCACUGCAGUGUUGCUUGGAUAUCAUUCAUAAUUGUUAAUUAGUUUGUUUGAUUGUAAGCUUCCACGCCCAGCAGCACAUGAGGUCACAAUAUAUCAUCAAGAUCUGUUGCUGCUGAAUUAAAUUGUAACGUAGGGAAUUCACCGUGUCUCAGACCCCACUCCCACUCCAUUAAUGUUAUCCCAAGAGGUAAAAGUCAUUUGCAUUUCUUAAAGCGACACUGUCAUCAAAUACUUUCCAUUUAUAAAUAAUUCAAUUUAUUUUUUUACAUAGGCUUAAAUAUUGCAAAAUUUUCAUAAAAUGAUGUACAAAUACUGUGAUUUGGUUUGCUCUGCUUUAAACUUUCCUAUCUUUGCCAGGCCUUCUGUUCAAUGAUAUUAGGCUUCUACAUGCUACAGGAGUGUAGCUGGAAACGUCUUUUAUAUAAAAAAAUCAUUUUUCUGUUUUGUUUUAAAUAUAUCUAGAAAUUCAUUUAUGAAUCAGCACUUUUUUAAAUGAUACACUUCUGUAGUGUUCUUUACUGUUUCAAAAUUAUUUUUUUGUCCAACACUUUUAUUAUUCAGCCAUUAUUACAGUUUACAGGCACAUAUUGAUGACAGUAUCCCUUUAAUGACACUGUCUUACAGAUAUGUAAUAAAGCAGUACACUUGUCCCAAAUUAUCACUGGCAAGUCUGCCACCACCUUUACUCUAGGGCAGUGGUUCUCAGACAGUCGGGAUGCUCCAUUUGAGGGAGCUUGGACAGUGGCAAGGGGGCUCAGUCUAAAUGCCAGUUAGUGUACGAAUUGGGGACAGUGCCAAUUUUCUCUUCCAGAUACCCCUGAAAGCCUCACUAUGUUUGCUGUUGUAUUCUUGUAACUGUGACUGAAUUAAUGAUACAUUGGUAAUUUCCUAUAUCUGUAAUCUUGUUACCGGCUAAAGAAGAAUCCUGAUUACAGGUUUUACCUUCAAAGGGGCUGCUCUAUAGGUGCAAAGCGCCAGAAUUUGUGAAUCCAUCCUAACUAUCUAAAUAACAUCUAUUUAGCAAAUUCCAGUCAUGUUUAAAGACAGUGUAUGUUCUAUGUGUAUCAGAAUUCAUUUAUGUCUUGGGGGGUGAAUGUGUUGAGAUACUGUACCAUGGCCUCCAUAUUGUCUCUCAUUGGCUGAUGGUUGUUAUGGUUAGAGACUCACCUGCUUUAAGGUUCAUAAACAAUUAAUGGGCUAUGGUACAUGAUGCAUUUUGAUUGUCAUUGGCACUUCCUACUUGCUACCAACAAUGGCUGCCAGAAUUGGUGCCAAAAAAAGUGAUGAUCAAAACUGUGCCAUAGCCCUGUGAGAUAAUCUGGUGAGAGUGUAAGUGUGUUAUAGCUUACAGAUGAGUAAGGAUACCCUUUUACCCCUAUCAGUUGUGUAACUGCAAAAAGUGCAUUAUUCCAGUUGAUAAAAGUGUACUUUAUACUUCCUCACUUGCCUGUGACUAUGGGAAAUCUUGAUAUUUGCUAUAAUUUGCAGUGUUUUGCACAUUUAUUUUCACAGAAGAAAAGUUGCAGAUUCCACACGAUUGCCUUACGUUGGUUCAGGAUUUUGCAUGCUGCGACUCUGUAUCUGGGGUUGUGCAGGCUUGCAAUUGGGCGUAUUAUCUGUGCUGCUAUGUGCCAACUGCAAGCAGAAUGUGGCUUAGAUUUCAUGUUAUUUAUUAUGUUUUCUUUGUGUAGUCUACUUUACUGCCUCCAUUCAGGCAUUGUAUCCACCUACAUGGUUAUUAAACAAUUCAGUAGUUAA